AUGGCACAAGUCGAGGACGACUUUGAGACAGCCUACGUUGUGGAUUCAGUGAGAGAUAUGCCGACAACGUUUAAAUGGGUGUUCCGUGUCAAAGAGAAUCAAGAUGGUGGGAUCGAGCGUUUUAAGUUGCGCCUUGUUGCGAAGGGGUUCUCACAGAAGUUUGGCAUUGACUACGGGGAGACAUUUGCUUUGGUUGCCAAGUUCACUUCGAUUAGAGUCAUUCUCAGUCUGGCAGCCAAGUACCACCUUGAUGUAAACCAGAUGGAUGUCAGGACCACGUUUUUGAACGGCGACCCGGAUGAAGACAUCUACAUGGCGCAACCGGACGGCUACACCGACGAAGAUCACGAGCAUAUCGUUUGCAAACUGCAGCGGUCACUGUACGGGCUAAAACUAUCACCGCGAAAGUGGAACAAGACCAUCGACGAGUUCAUGAUCAAGAUCGGAUUCAAAAAAUGCGAGUCCGAUCACUGCAUUUAUAUUAAGCGAGAUGAGUAG
This is a messenger RNA of Peronospora matthiolae, 498 nucleotides long. The record is from the annotation of a GenBank genome assembly. NCBI's taxonomy places the organism in Eukaryota, Oomycota, Peronosporomycetes, Peronosporales, Peronosporaceae.